This is a messenger RNA of Trichoderma virens Gv29-8, 1899 nucleotides long. RefSeq lists its product as uncharacterized. Lineage: Eukaryota; Fungi; Ascomycota; Sordariomycetes; Hypocreales; Hypocreaceae. The transcript is spliced from 3 exons. Bases 1 to 1899 code for a protein of 632 amino acids. The record is from RefSeq and is a predicted model, not a curated record.
AUGGGUUAUACUGCAAAGCAUUACAGGAGCUUGCAGUUAGAUGCAGGAAUAAAGCGGGGUUUACGUUUUGGAGGGAAUAAUGACCAUGGGAAUGACAACGGCAAUGGCAGAGGCAACGGCAACGGCAAAGGACACGACCAUAGUAACGGCAACGGCAAUAGUAACGGCAAUAGUAACGGCAAAGGCAACGGUAAUGGCAACGGCCAUCGCAACGGAAACGGUAAUAGCAAAGGUGAUAGCAACAGCAAAAGUGAUAGCAACAGCAAAGGCUACGGGAACGGGAACGGCAACGGCAAAAGCAACAGUAAUAGUAAUAGCAACGGCAAUGGCAACAGCAAUGGAAACAGCAAAGGAAACACCAAUGGAAACACCAAUGGAAACACCAAUGGAAACACCAAUGGAAACACCAAUGGAAACACCAAUGGAAACACCAAUGGAAACACCAAUGGAAACACCAAUGGCAACGGCAACAUCAAUACAGAUAAAAUUAUCCCCAGUCCGGAAGGUGGAAAUGGAAAUGGCCCGUCAAUCACGCCGCCAGGGCAGGUCAAGCAGGCGACAAUAUCGGCAAUUGUCCCACCCUCCCAGACUUCGAUCAUAGCACCUGAAUCUUCCUCUCCGGUAGCAACUCCAAAAUCAUCGCUGCCGGAUACCAUCUCAACAGCAAGCCUUAUCCCUCCUCAAGAUAGUGACUCGGGAAGACCAGAAAUAACAACAGACACACUAUCUUCUUCUAUCUCAACAGCACAGGCCAUAACCGCAACUACAGAUACGCCAGCCUCAAUUUCCAGAAACACGAUCGUUGCACAAGCUUUGGAGGAUACCAAGGCCUCAUCAACAGGCCACAAUGUUAUGCCUUUACAGCCUGUGUCGACACCACAGACAUCCCCGUCCAAAACAUUUUCCACCCAUACUGUGCCAACAACUCUACCGCCGUCUAGCACUCAUAGUGCCACUCACAGUACCUCACAAGUCAAUAGGAUAGGCAUUGCAGUCGGGAUAACAGUUGGGAUAGUCGCUCUAAUAGCCAUCAUCCUUAUUUUCCUUCGAUAUCGCCAUUCCCGAAUACUCACAGCUGUUACUCGCCCAAAAGAUAAAUUUUACCACCCACGAGCAGCGGAUUCUAUAAACGACCCCCCCUUUAGGGCGAUUGCAGAGAACUCGAGUGACGGUGCCGCCUAUAGGGCCAUCCCUGAGCCGUACCGGGACUCCGACAUGGCUUUUGCAUACUGUGAAGCGCCCCCCAUGGCAGAACCACCAUCAAUACUUCACCGGUCAAUGGCUGGACAUUCUGAUAGACAGAAGACUCCUUUCGGUGGGGAUUUUGCACCCAUUCUGCCCAGGCGUCCCGUAGUUCAACUCCGCCCGCCUCCGCAAGUCCAAUCCUUUCCUAUAAUCUCGACCACAACGGAGUAUAUCGCUAGGCUACAUGCCCCCCUCCUUGCAAAAAAGGCCAGUCAACCGAAAGGCGAAGCAUUAUCGGCACAUCGACACACAAUGUCCCUAGCCUCUAGCAUAAGUCCAGCGUCACCGAUCACGCAUGCUACUCCAGCCCUAGCUCAAGCAGCUCAACCAACUGAAGAGUCAUCAAACAACAAAACGGAGGCCCGCCGCUCCAGCGAUGGCCGCAGCAAUGGGUCGGGCUGGUCUGAGUGGUUCGACACCGGCGAUGAUGGGCAGCCCGAGAUGGUCAAGGACAACCGCCGAUACAGCAAGAGCAACACAAGUGCGGUAAGCAUCGCCAGCAGCGGCGUACUUUCGCCAUCUCUGUUGUCCUGGCCAUCUUCACGAACGGAUCCAACGGCAUCGAUAUCUAGAGAUUCGCAGAAUUACCCUUAUGUCCACAAAAACAGCGAGCCGAUCAGGACGAUGGAUCAGUCGCGCAAGGCCCUAACUUAA